Agrilus planipennis (emerald ash borer) is the source of this 3604-nucleotide messenger RNA. RefSeq lists its product as uncharacterized. Lineage: Eukaryota; Metazoa; Arthropoda; Insecta; Coleoptera; Buprestidae. Gene Ontology annotation, molecular function: microtubule binding. The transcript has 6 exons. Gene Ontology annotation, cellular component: centrosome. Gene Ontology annotation, biological process: microtubule anchoring. Bases 183 to 3329 code for a protein of 1048 amino acids. The record is from RefSeq and is a predicted model, not a curated record.
UUAUGUUGAAGUUCGUUAAUUCUCAUUAUUUUUUGAGUUUUUAAAAAUAUAACUUUGUAGUAUAAGCGAUUUUUGUGUCAUGUGAAUGACUGUAGGUACUGGCAAUAAUUUAUUUCUUUUAAGAAGCAGCCUCCAUUUAACACACCAGAUAGCCGUAGACAAUCUAGUCAGCAACUGGAGUGAUGCCGUUUGAGACACAAAAAAAGAAUUCAGCAGUAGAUAAAUCUUCGUCCAUAAAAGAAAAUGACAAAAAUGAAAUCGAUUUAGUCAGCAAAAAAGUUAUAAAGACAAAACAGGAAAUCGAGAAUCUCAAGUUAGAAUUACAGAAGUUGAUCAAUACAGGAUUGUGCAGUGAAAAUGAAAAUCUUACAAAGACUGAUGUUAAACAAGUUGAAAAGUUGUCGUGUAAUGGCCAGGAACCACCUCCUAACAAUACACACUGUGAUAUUAAUAAAAGAAACCAUGAAAAAUAUGCGACUGUAGGAAGAGAAAAUAUUCUUUUAAAGUAUAACAAGUCAGCAAAUCUACCCAAAAUACAUCAAGUAUCAUCAAAUAUUACUACAAGAUUUAAUUAUGUUUCUUUGAAAAAAUACAAAGCUUCAAAUAAUGAAAAUAAUAAAAUUGACUGCCAAAAAAAGAAAAAUGAAUAUAACAAAGAAAAGGCACGAGAAUAUAUUAAAAAACAAAGAGAGAAAAGGGCAGAGCAAAUGAAAGUGAAAAUUAAAGAAACUCAGAAUGAAAUUGAUUUGAGGAAAAAAAAAUUAAAAGAACUUCAUGAGAAGUCUUUGCAGUUAGUGUCAAAAAGUGUUAAACAAAAAAGAAGAAAAUCUCAAUCAUAUGAAAAAAAAGUUACGGCAUCUGAAAAUAAGCAACCCUCAACUUGUCAAAAUAAGUUGAUCUGUAAUUUAUUACCAAGAGUCCCAAACAUUUGUGAAUUGGAGGAACCCAAACAUAAUUUUAACAAAGAAGAUAGAGAAGUAUCUGUUGAUCAGUUUGGAUAUAUCUCAAAAAGGAAAGAAAACGAAGUAACGCAGCUUAAUUCUCAUUUAGAAUCACACUGUAAAACUGAUACAGGAUUAUUGGAAAGUAAUGUUAAGAGGGAUGAGCUUUUAUGUAAUGCUGCUACUAAAAUUCAAGCUUAUUUUAGAGGGUUUAGACAAAGAAAAUUGUAUAGAAAUAUUCUUACCAUACAACAAAAUGAAAAUUUGAAGGAAGAAAAUGUCAUACAAAGUAAUGAAAAUAAUUUAGAGAAAUCAAAGCUUACUUGGCUUGACGUGCCUGCUACAUUGCCAUAUCCAUAUAAUUUUAUAAACGCUGUGAAAAAGAAACUCAGUCAUGCUGUUAACAAAAAAGUCAAUGAAAGAAUGGAUUUUUCUGAGUUUUCAAAAUCAAAUGUGUUAAGUGAUCACUUUGCGACUAAGAGAAAUACUGAAAAUUUAACAAGUAAGCCGGCACCAAUAGUUGAGAAUUCUCAAAAGCAUUAUGAACUUUUUAAUGAUGAAUUUAACAGUAUUAAUCAUGUAGAAGUUGUUCCUUCAAUUUUUAAAGAAAUUCAACUGUCUGAAAGUAGUAUUACUUUUUGGAAAAAUAAGGACAUUUCUUUUGCUCAGCCAUUUGAUUUACAUGUUAAUUUUUCACAAAAUUCAAUAAAUAGAUCAAAUUCUAGUAAUAGUAGAUGUGAUUUGAAAUCACUUGUUUCCAAUAAGUGCAUGGACUUAGAUCUGCAAACCAUUAAACCUCUUUCACUGAAACCUCUACAAAUUGAUUCUCAAUAUGUGAAUAACAAUAUAAAAAGAGAAUAUGCUAGUGAUUCAGAUACAUCGAAAAACAUACCAGAUAUUUCAACAGAAAGUUCAGUGCACACAAGGAUAUGUAAGCAAGCACAUUUACUGCAUUCAUUGGAUUCAUCACAUAAAACAGAUGAUUACAAUUUGGUAUGUAAUCCAGAACGCCACAACAACUUGAGAAGGAGCAGACGACGAAAAUUAACGAAAUCAGACGAAACGAUUCAAACAUUAUUGUCACAUGCAGAUACUGACGACAAAUGUCUAAAGCAUAAAAAAGACGAAAUUGUAAAUGAAUUAACUGCGAAUUCGACUAUUUCAAAACCUUGUUCUUCUUUGCCUUUAUCUGAAGGUGAGAGUAAACCUUUGCCUCUAACGAAUAUGAUUUAUAAAAAUGAUAGUAGUGCCACUAAUAAUGCAGGAGAAACAGAAGACACAGGAAAUACUACGAUGUUAUCGAGUUUUUUAAGUUAUAUGCAAUGUUUGGGAGUUGAAACGUAUACAAAACCAAAUACUAAAAAUGAAGUUGAUUCAGAGAAAAACGAAAAUACGACUGUUUCCCUUUUAAAUUCAAAGUGCAAAGAAACAAAACUGAUGAAUUUAAACGAAGAUCAAUUUGAACGUUUCUCUGAAAUUGAUAAGCGUAAAUACUCAAGCGACUUUGAAAGCUUAAGCGCUGACAAUUUAAAUUUUGUGCCUUCUUUGAAAUGUCCGUCCGUCACGCUAAAUACCUCGCACUUGUCUUUGCAUAAUGCUAAAGAUCAAAUUGCACACCUUCAAGUUCCGCUCAAUCAAAAGUUUCAACCUAAAACAAUAGACACUAAAAUCAAUUCUAACGAGAUUCAUUUGAAAUUUGAAGCAGAAAUACGACUUCUGCAUCAUUUCAACAAGUCAUUACAAGAAGCUGUGGAAAAAGAAAAGUCGUUAUUGGAAAAUCAUUAUGUACCAAACAAUAAAAACGGAGAAGAUGAAGUUGUUAAAGAGAAAAACUCAAAUAAUGUCGUUUCCUCAAAGACAAAAAGUAAUGCCAGAAUUGGAACCAUAAACUAUUCCAGAGGGUCGGAUGUGUUGAACAGUUGUGAGCCAAUUUUUACCGCUUCUACGACAUCGGACAUGCUCGAAAAGAGUUUUUUUUCUAAUACUAACCUUAGCAUAUCCAGUGUAACAGAUAUUAAUGAAUCUGACAAAUCAUACAACAGUAAUUCCACAAUAUUAAAUUUUAAUAAACACCACAAGGACCAUUUGUACCCUGGUUUGCCAUUAGGAAUGUUCAAUCAGCUAAUAAAAGACGAAGAUGCAAGAAUAGAAAAUCUUAAGACAAUACUUAAGAUUCGAGAGAAAUCUCUACUUGAUAGAACAAAGAGUGAAUUGGCGUGGUUAGAAAUACAAAAAAGGUAUUUAAAGGACUCUGGGCAGCUGAAUGAAAUAUCAAUGAUUAAGAAAAAACAACGCGGCCUACUUGUCAAGCUUCAACACGAGCGCCACGAAAUGCAAAGGUAUAUAAAGGUUAAAACAAAUGCAAAAAGCCGCUUCCAAAGAACGUAAAACGCGUUUACGACAACAGCGAAGUAUGAUCAAGGCCCAAUUGUCGACUACUAGUGAGACCGUGAAUAAACUGAAAUCAUCGUUGUCACGUGAACGCCGGCAUUCGUCUGGACCCCUAAAGGUAGUCGGUGUUUAUCGAUACAGUGAGUCUAUAAUGUCCGAAACGUCACGAUUUCCCAAGAAGGGUCUUGGGAUGAGUGACAACGACAUCAUAAGUCUGUCUUCACGCUCCUCACAAUCCAUCGCGAGUAGCCUUCUGACAGAUGAAAUUGUAA